AUGCCGUUCUUCAAGCAGCUGCGGCGUUCCAGACCGAGCUUUCGCACCACCAAGUCCGUGGAGUCGAAAUCCAACGAAUCUCAUUCCAAUGGUGAGAUGACGUCGGGGCAGUCGUCGACCACCCUCGAUACUUCCUCCUACAGCUCGGUGACCCCACCUUCCUCCAUCAAACCCGAUCGCUCGUCCCCAAACCUCCCGGCGCUUAAUGAGUGCAACGACAACAAUGCCAAUGGCGCAGACCCUCCCGCAGUCACUCAACGACCUCCACUCCACACGACCCCGAUGAAACGAAAUAGCGUUGUGAAUGGUAGCGUAAUGUCGUCUAAUGGUGCUAGCCGAUCGCCCUCGUCAUCUUCACCGUAUGCCCCCAGGAUUAUCUCCAUCUCGGACGGCUCGUGGGUACACCAAAAAGUGCUAUUGCUCUACGGUCAGACCGGAGACCCCAGGCAUCAUCCGCUGGACGGAACCGUAACCGCCUAUCACCACCAGGAUAACUUCCCAUCUGUCAGCUGGCCUGUCACCGCAUCGCAUUUCAAAGCGCUCGUCCAUCUAGUCCCGGGUCCUAAUCGAUUACGUUUCGACUUUGUGUCGACCAAACUGUCCUCGGGGAGUGCACAUCCAGCGAUCCAUUCCUCGUGGAUCUGCAUCAACUAUCUCCCGUUGGACAGUGCCCCUCCACUGCACCUGGUUGUCUUGCUUGGGAAGGACUCGGAGGGGACCUUCGAUGCGUCCCCGGAAAAGACGCAGCGGGAGGGACGUGGCCUGGACACUGCCAUUCGGAAGUAUCGCACGGCAGCGUAUUUGUGGCAGGCAUUUACCGGCGAACAAAUGUUCCGCAACAAUCUUGGACGGCGCUGUUUCCGUUUCGAAGAGGAGUGGCAGACCGGAACCCUCAGCCGUCGAGAUGUGGCUAACGGGCAGAUGCGGAACGAGGCGAAGGUCCACGUUGUUCGCACGGAGAAGACCGUCGCAGAGCUUCGAGAUCUCAACAUUGCGCAACAGUAUGGCCCGGCCACACAAAAGGAUGAAUUAUUCAAGAUCGCCAGGGAUGCCGUGCGGAACCACUUCCAGCCGCAACCGGGCCAGAAGCAGUAUGUUUCCGUUUUACUGCUCGACUCGCACUGGGACACGGGGUCCCAAACCAUCACCGGUCAUGCCGCGUUAGGGUCAGAUGGCGGCGAUAUCAAGAUGGCCAUCUUCGGCUCCCACAGUCUUCAGAGCUAUCCUUGUAGCCUGGAGGAAGUGGUCGAUGCCUUCUCGGACUGCAGUCGAACCAAUACGGAUUUCGUGGCAAAUGACUGCGGGGAAGCGGGGUCUAACUGGGAGGCUGCAAACAUCGGCAUUGGAGCUCACCUGCAUGAGGUCGGUCAUCUCUUCGGAUGCCCGCAUCAAGAGUCGGGCAUUAUGCUUCGCGACUAUGUCCGGCUCAAUCGGACCUUCACCACCCGCGAGCCCUUCUCCACCCGGACCAAGGCCCAGGGGCUGAAACUGUCCCUGCCGCAGGAUGAAUGCUCUUGGCACCGUCUGGAUGCCCUGCGGUUCCGCUUCCACCCCUGUUUCCGCCUUCCCACCGACGCGCCGGUGAGCUCGGACGACAGCGUUCAAGUCUGGCCUGUUGAGAAUGGGAAAAUCCUCAUAACCGCCUCAUCUGGGAUUGCCUUCCUGGAGUUGUACGCGGAGGGUGACCAGGUUUGUCGCAGUUUUGUCGAGUACCUCAACACGGAAUCAAGCCCCAACGGACUCCCGAAACAGGUCACCGUCACGGAGAGCGAACUACGCCAGCGGGUGUUUGGUGGGGAACGCGAAAAGAAGAAGCAGGUCAGGAUGACCAUCUUCUCAGGGGCCCUCGGCAGCCAUACCGUGAACGCCUUGAGCGACUUGAAAUCGAAGCGAUCGGUCGUGAAGCUUCCCAAGGGCCAUACCGGGUACAAGAGUAGUCAACUCGGCUUUUCGCAGAUGGAAGGCAGCCACCCGGAACAGGUCAUCCUGGACAGUGCCUUUGUGUCCACCAAGCUAUUGACCUCCAUCAAGGUUUACCACGGUGCGUCAUUGGAUGGGUUAGAAUUCUUCUACGAAGAUGCUACAAGUCAGCUCUUUGGGGGACGGGGAGGAAAGCCUGGUGGGGACGAGUUUGUGCUCGAUACUCGGCGGGGUGAAAUCUUACUUGGUUUCUACGUCCGGGCCGGUGCCUGGAUCGAUGGGAUCGAAAUUUUGACCAGCCUAGGGAGGAAGUCGGGGAUCUAUGGAAACGCCCAUGGAGGCUCGGGACACACGUUGAUCCCGCCUUUGGGGUAUAAAGUGGCCGGGGUUUCCGGAUCCUGUGGCCCAUGGGUGGACGGGUUCUCACUAAUAAUUUCACACUGA
Aspergillus campestris IBT 28561 is the source of this 2364-nucleotide messenger RNA. Its product is annotated as zinc metalloproteinase family protein. Gene Ontology annotation, cellular component: cytoplasm. NCBI's taxonomy places the organism in Eukaryota, Fungi, Ascomycota, Eurotiomycetes, Eurotiales, Aspergillaceae. Bases 1 to 2364 code for a protein of 787 amino acids. The transcript has 4 exons. The record is from RefSeq and is a predicted model, not a curated record.